Lathyrus oleraceus (garden pea) is the source of this 696-nucleotide messenger RNA. RefSeq lists its product as uncharacterized. The record is from RefSeq and is a predicted model, not a curated record. NCBI's taxonomy places the organism in Eukaryota, Viridiplantae, Streptophyta, Magnoliopsida, Fabales, Fabaceae. The coding region runs from base 1 to 696 and encodes 231 amino acids. The transcript has a single exon.
AUGCCAUUUCUGUUUGAUCCUUCUUCAUUCCCGUUGAUGCCUGAGCCUGAGCCUAUCCUACAAGAGGACAUGGACAAACUUACCAGCCAAAUCAAAAAGCUCGAGUUGGAAAACACUCAACUACGAGUCGAACUCAAUCGCGCCAAGGAACGUAACCAUGUCUUGGAGGAUAAGGGUAAGCAAGUCUGUGAAAAAUUUGAAGAUAGCAAGAAAAGGCUCCGAUUAGCCGAGGGACAAAGAGUUUGGGUUGGUGGAGCUUUACAAGGAGCUAAUUCUGAGCUAGAUUUCCGAAACGAGGAGUUGGAUCGAGCAUCCCGAAUCAUCAAGGACCUUGAAAAUAUUGUCGAGAGGUCUAAUGCCAUGAAGAAAGAAGCGAGGGAAGAUUACGAGGCCCAGAUUCUCGAACUAAGGACCACUCUAAAAGAGCAUAAGGAUUUUCUAGCCAAGGAGCAACUAGAGAAAGAAAAGAUUCAUCGAAGCUUCUUGCGUGAGCAGUUCAACCUUGGACGAGCUUGCGAGCAAAUCAAGAACUUGAAGAGGGGAAUCUAUGACCAAGCCUAUGUAGAAUUGCAAAACAACUGCAGACAUUGGGAAGAGCGUUGUUAUGAAUUCGAAGCUGCCAUUGUUCAAAGGGACGAAAUCAUCCAUAAUCUCCAAGUCCUUUACGAAGAAUGGAGGGAUAAGUACACCAUGUAG